This is a messenger RNA of Osmia bicornis bicornis, 5026 nucleotides long. RefSeq names its product dynamin (gene shi). The record is from RefSeq and is a predicted model, not a curated record. Gene Ontology annotation, molecular function: GTPase activity; microtubule binding; GTP binding. The transcript has 20 exons. Gene Ontology annotation, biological process: receptor-mediated endocytosis. NCBI's taxonomy places the organism in Eukaryota, Metazoa, Arthropoda, Insecta, Hymenoptera, Megachilidae. Bases 607 to 3300 code for a protein of 897 amino acids. Gene Ontology annotation, cellular component: synapse; microtubule; plasma membrane.
CUCAAGAUUUUAAACGUUUUAUUUAACAAAGCAUUCCUCCUUCUCAUCGUGUUAGACUCAAACACAGUUAAGCUACUGUAAGGAUCAAGAGACGACAAAAGGUGUAGUUCCAGCUUCCUUUAAUAUCAGAUCAUCGUGGGACGUGGAAAAAGGUCAGCAGCAGGAGGACGAUAUGGAUUUUAUCUCACGAUGAAAAGUGGGUCAGAACGGAGGUGCCUGUGCGCACGCUUCGAUUAUCGAUUGAAACACGUUACGUGCCUUGAGUUCGUACCACUGGAUCUCAUUUACGUGAACACAGUGGCUGUGGACGUUCGUAGUGUAACUUUCUUGCAGUAGGCCAGUGGCUGACAUCUUCCCGUUUGCGGUCCCGUGCACGAGCACGGUUAUUAGAAAAAUGCGGUGAAAUUUCAUGCAAAACGACGUGCCUUUGUGAAAUCGGCCAUUUUGGUAGUGCGUGUUUCACGAAAACGGAUAGGAUCACUUCUGGCAGCUACCCUCAACGGUUGUGUGUGGAAGUGGUGGCAGCUCGGUGUCGCCCACAGGACACAGCCGUAAAGUUGAAAACGAUCGUGUUCCUGUGCCAUUGAAGCAAACAGCCUCGACAAAAUGGCAGGAAACACGGGUAUGGAACAAUUGAUUCCGAUUGUGAACAAGCUGCAAGAUGCAUUCACACAACUUGGGGUGCACAUGCAACUUGAUCUACCACAGAUCGCAGUGGUAGGUGGUCAGAGUGCAGGAAAAAGUUCUGUUCUUGAGAACUUUGUCGGGAAAGAUUUCUUACCUAGAGGAUCAGGCAUUGUAACCAGAAGACCACUUAUCUUACAACUGAUUAAUAGUACAACUGAAUUUGCUGAGUUUCUACACUGUAAAGGUAAAAAGUUUGUGGACUUUGAUGAAGUACGGAAGGAAAUUGAAGCAGAAACAGACAGGAUUACAGGCAGUAAUAAGGGUAUUUCUAACAUACCUAUAAAUUUAAGAGUUUAUUCACCCAAUGUAUUAAAUUUAACACUUAUCGACUUACCUGGCCUCACAAAAGUACCAAUUGGAGAUCAACCAGUAGACAUAGAAGCUCAAAUUAAAGCCAUGAUUUUUCAAUUUAUCAAAAGAGAAAAUUGCCUUAUAUUGGCAGUAACACCUGCAAAUACUGAUUUGGCAAAUAGUGAUGCUCUUAAACUUGCCAAAGAAGUAGAUCCUCAAGGUGUACGUACAAUUGGUGUUAUUACAAAACUGGAUCUUAUGGAUGAUGGUACAGAUGCAAGAGAUAUUCUGGAAAACAAACUAUUGCCUCUAAGGCGAGGUUAUAUAGGUGUUGUUAAUAGAAGUCAAAAAGAUAUAGAAGGUCGGAAAGAUAUUAAAAAUGCUUUAGCGGCUGAAAGGACGUUUUUCCUAAGCCAUCCAUCUUAUCGGCACCUAGCAGAUAGAUUAGGAACACCGUAUUUGCAACGUGUUUUGAACCAGCAAUUAACAAAUCAUAUCAGGGACACUCUACCAGCAUUAAGAGAUAGAUUACAAAAACAGUUACUUGCUUUGGAAAAAGAUGUAGAACAGUACAAACAUUUCAGACCUGAUGAUCCUGCCAUAAAAACAAAAGCUAUGUUACAGAUGAUCCAACAGCUUCAGUCAGAUUUUGAAAGGACUAUAGAAGGUUCAGGAUCUGCACAAAUUAAUACAAUGGAGCUUAGUGGAGGUGCUAAGAUAAAUAGACUAUUCCAUGAACGUUUUCCGUUUGAAAUAGUUAAAAUGGAAUUUGAUGAAAAAGAAUUGAGAAGGGAAAUUGCUUUUGCCAUUAGGAAUAUUCAUGGUAUCAGGGUAGGUUUGUUUACUCCUGAUAUGGCCUUUGAGGCAAUAGUUAAGAAGCAAAUCAAUAGACUCAAGGAACCUAGUCUAAAAUGUGUGGACCUAGUUGUACAGGAGCUCAGUAACGUUGUACGCAUUUGCACCGAUAGAAUGUCACGUUAUCCUAGAUUGAGGGAAGAAACGGAACGUAUUAUUACCACUCAUGUUAGACAACGUGAACAAAUGUGUAAGGAGCAGCUGGUACUUCUGGUGGACUGUGAACUUGCCUACAUGAACACGAAUCAUGAAGAUUUUAUCGGUUUUGCCAACGCGGCAGCCAGUAGCCAUAAUGCAAGUGCACAACAGUCCUCGGAAAAUGCAGUGAAAUCUGGUCGUCAUACAUUAGGCAAUCAAGUGAUACGUAAGGGUUACAUGUGCAUCCACAAUCUUGGUAUAAUGAAAGGUGGUUCUAAAGAUUAUUGGUUUGUCCUAACAUCGGAGAGCAUUUCAUGGUUCAAGGAUGAAGAAGAACGCGAGAAGAAGUACAUGUUACCUUUAGAUGGAUUAAAAUUACGAGAUUUGGAACAAGGUUUCAUGUCCCGACGUCACUUGUUCGCUUUGUUUAAUCCUGAAGGCAGAAACGUUUACAAGGAUUCCAAACAGCUUGAGUUGAGCUGUGAAACACAGGAUGAUGUUGAUUCUUGGAAAGCUUCUUUCCUUCGAGCUGGUGUAUAUCCUGAGAAGUCAACGGAACAAGCAAAUGGCGAAGGGGAGGAAGGAUAUGAGGGUGGAUCGGAAGCUCAGUCAUCAAUGGAUCCUCAGUUGGAGCGUCAAGUGGAGACUAUCAGGAACCUUGUUGAUUCGUACAUGAAGAUUGUCACCAAAACUACUCGCGAUCUGGUUCCAAAGACAAUUAUGCAUUUGAUCAUCAAUAAUGCAAAGGAUUUCAUCAAUGGAGAGCUAUUGGCUCAUCUGUACGCAAGCGGUGAUCAGACUUCAAUGAUGGAAGAAUCACCGGAAGAGGCACAAAAACGGGAAGAAAUGUUACGCAUGUAUCACGCAUGCAAGGAAGCACUUCGUAUCAUCGGGGAUGUUUCAAUGGCGACGGUUACUACUCCGGUACCACCGCCGGUGAAAAACGAUUGGUUGGCGUCUGGCGAGAAUCCAAGUCUUGGGUUAUCACCACCAUCACCUGGUGGGCCAAGACGUGGAGUGACACAGCCACCACCUCUUUCUAGUUCUCGUGCUCCACCACCGGUGCCAACAGGAGGCCGUCCAGCACCGGCUAUUCCUAACAGACCCGGACCUGGUGGACCUCCACCGGCCCGCUCUACACCUGGCCUACCUCCUCCUAUGGUACCAUCUCGUGGGGGUGGUCUACAGCAGAGGGUGACGCAAGCUGCGACGCAGGCCGCUACUAAUGCCGCCGUGAACGAGCUGAUGGACGCAUUCAAGAUCAAGCGUCCUGUACCCAAUAUUCCUCCCCGAAUUCCCGACAGACCAAACUACGGCCGAUUACACUGAGCUAGUCCAUGGAAAGCACGCGACACCUGUGCGUAGGAUAUCGUUGCGAAACGAGUCGACGAGCGGAACAGGAGAAACGACAGCUCAGAAGCAAACUGGUAGAUGCGAGCAAAAGCUGUACGGAUGAAUCCGGGGGUGAGAAUCCUCUCGAGGACCGGGUCCAUUUCCGUGUGCUCUUCCUUAAUAUCGAUUCCACGAAAAUGGUCAACAUCGAAAUCGUCGCUUCGUGCCGUGCUAAAGAUUCGAAGAGGAGGCACACGAUCAGUGAAACGGGAGGAACAAGGCUGUGCCACUAAAAAACGAAAGAGAAAGAGGGACCAAGAAUUGAACGGAACCUAAACCCCGACGCACAGAGAAGACAAAGGAUCUAAUCCGAUUCAAAGAACCGGAGAUUCGGUCACUUCUACUUCUUCUUUCUCUGAUAAUUUCGUCUUCUAUGUUUAUUUAUGUAACGUUAGACGCGUUUAAGUUACGUGUUAGCUGUUAAGUAUUAGAAGUCGGUGCGCUCGAUGCGUCCGAUUCGCUCUGGAGGAACGAUGAUUAGCUCGUGUCCGCGAUAAGGGUUCUCCGGCCAGAAGCGACGCGAUUAUCGAGCCGCGUUAAUGGUCGCGUUUUUUCGUUAAUCAGUAUUAAUAGGUGAGAGGGGGUAAUCGAUGAUUCGCUUUCGCUCGUAUCACCGCGAACGCGCUUUGUUGACGAAACCUUUCGUUCAGUUUACACAAUUCGGGGAAUCCACGAUAGUCGAGAUGAAAUCUUUUUAAAACCACAGGGUGUUCCUUUAUAUAAAAUUUGAAAAAUGAUGGGCCAUUUAAGGGAUGCAAAUUUUUCUUAAUAGUUCUAUUUGGUUUAAUAUCAGUUUUAUCAUUUUUCUUUUUUUAGUAUGCAAUUAACAGCUAUUAAUUUGUUACACUUUAUCGUAUAUAAUAGGACAUCCUGUAUAAAGAUCGAGCUACACUUAAAACGCCACGGAAGAUCAAACCAGGUCGAUGAUGAUAAAGAAUCGCUUCUUACCGGAGAACCUCUAAGAUAUUGUUAAAACGAGAUUCGUGGAUGAUGAUAACGUGCAACCCGAUUACCUCGAUGUGUAGAACUCGCUAGAAAAGUACAUGGUUCGCCCUAUGAUUUGUAUAAAAAAAAAAAAAGAAAUGGGUCGAACGAAAUGAUAUUCGAACAACAGCAUUCCAGAGAGAACGGCUGUGCGGGAGGAAAUGAAAAAAAGGGAACCACGACUCUAAACAAUUCUUUUUGUACGAUUUAUUUAUUGAAAUACGUUUACUACGAUGCCAUUUAACAGCUCGAAUUUGUUAGUUAGCAAUCGAGUCGCGAACAACGAAAUUAAUGAUAGAUGUAAAUUUCUUCUCAACACGUGCGUACGUGUGAUCGUCGUUUUCAACAUUUUUACUUGUUUUUACGAUUAUUUUUGCAUCUUACGGUUAGAGCUGUUGUGAUAGACGCUUUCGAAGGGACAUCCCUCGAGCUACGAUCGUUGUUUUAACAAACGCCACAAAAUUGUAUAUAGAAAAUCGAAGUCCAAGCAUAGUAUUACGUGUCGAUGUACGUACUAGGGUGAAAGAGAAAAAUUUCAAUUUCCUUUUUUUUUUUCUUUUUUUUGUAAUACCAAACUUUUCACGCGUCGAUAGCCAGUCCACUAUGGAUAACGACACUGACUGACGAGUAAUGUACCUAGGACACGCGACGAAUCAAAUAAAUGAUAUUUAAUACGAAA